AUGGCCAAAGUCGACACUACCGAGCGGCUUGCGGAGCUCCGCAAGCUCAUGAAGGAACGCAAUGUCGACAUCUACAUGGUCCCCUCAGAAGACAGCCACCAGAGCGAGUAUAUUGCGCCCUGCGACGCCAGACGAGGCUCGGCUGGCUAUGCGGUCAUCACACAUGACAAGGCAGCCCUCGCCACGGACGGACGGUACUUUAACCAGGCCGAGAAGCAGCUGGAUGGCAAUUGGGAGCUGCUCAAGCAGGGAAUCCAAGACGUGCCCACGAUACAAGACUGGACAGCAGACCAAGUCGAGGGGGGCAAGGUCGUUGCCGUAGAUCCCAGCGUAGUCACCGCAGCCGAUGCCCGCAAACUCGCUGAUAAGAUCAAGAAGAAGGGCGGAGAGUACAAAGCCGUUGAUGACAAUCUGGUUGACAAGAUAUGGAGUGACCGACCCUCGCGCCCCCACGAAAAGGUCAUUGUGCAGCCAAUAGAGUUCUCUGGAAAGAGCUUCGAGGACAAGAUUGAGGAUUUGCGCAAGGAGCUAGAGAAGAAGAAGAGCCUAGGCUUUGUCGUCUCCAUGCUCGACGAGAUUGCCUGGCUGUUCAACCUUCGUGGCAGCGACAUUCCAUAUAACCCCGUCUUCUUCUCCUACGCCGUAGUCACGCCAACGACCGUUACCCUCUACGUCGACGACCACAAGCUCCCCGAAGAGGUCAAGAAGCACCUCGGCGACAAAGUCACAAUCCGCCCAUACAAUGCAAUCUUCGAGGAACUCACCACACUGAGCAAAGAAGCGUUUACGAAAGACAAGGCUGAUGCAACGAGCAAGUUCCUGACCUCGUCGCGAGCAUCAUGGGCACUUAACAAGGCUCUUGGCGGCGAGGACAGGGUUGAAGAAACACGCAGUCCUGUUGGGGAUGCAAAGGCUGUCAAGAAUGAAGUGGAGCUGGAAGGUAUGCGGCAAUGCCACCUCCGCGAUGGAGCUGCUCUGAGUGAAUAUUUUGCAUGGCUGGAGGACCAGUUGAUCAACAAGAAGGCUGAGCUGGACGAAGUCGAUGGUGCAGACAAGCUCGAGGCAAUCCGCAAAAAGCACGACAAGUUCAUGGGCCUAUCCUUUGAUACCAUCUCAUCGACGGGGGCGAACGCUGCUGUCAUUCACUACAAGCCUGAAAAGGGCGAAUGCGCCGUCAUCGAUGCGAAGGCUAUUUAUCUUUGUGACUCGGGGGCGCAGUACCGGGAUGGCACCACAGACACUACCCGGACAGUGCACUUUACGGAGCCAACGGAGAUGGAGAAGAAGGCCUACACACUGGUCCUCAAGGGCAACAUGGCGCUUGAGCGCGUCAAGUUCCCCAAGGGAACUACAGGCUUUGCACUCGACUCCUUGGCCCGCCAGUUCCUCUGGGCAGAGGGACUCGACUACCGCCACGGCACUGGCCAUGGUGUCGGUUCGUUUCUCAAUGUGCACGAGGGCCCGAUAGGCAUUGGCACUCGGGUACAAUAUUCCGAGGUCUCGCUGGCUGUCGGAAACGUAGUAUCGGACGAGCCAGGCUACUACGAGGAUGGCAAGUUUGGUAUCCGCAUCGAAAACAUGAUUAUGGUCAAGGAGGUCGAAACCAGUCACAAGUUUGGCGACAAGCCUUAUCUAGGAUUCGAGCAUGUCACCAUGACUCCCCACUGCAGGAACCUGGUUGACAUGAGUCUCCUCGGCGAGGACGAGAAGCAGUUUAUCAAUGACUAUCACAAGGAGGUUUAUGAAAAGACGAGCGGCUACUUUGAGGAUGAUGCUCUUACGCUCAAGUGGUUGAAGCGCGAGACAGCACCGUAUUAG
Molecule: messenger RNA, 1818 nt
Organism: Plenodomus lingam JN3
Lineage: Eukaryota; Fungi; Ascomycota; Dothideomycetes; Pleosporales; Leptosphaeriaceae
Source: RefSeq, a predicted model, not a curated record